UCUCUGCAGACCUUGUGUGCACUCAUUCGAGGAGUCCAUCAAAAGAAUAAAUCUACCUCUGGGUUUGACAUUAUCAACAUGCUGAUGGGCUUUGACAAGGCAGAGCUGUGCAUGAAGAACUUGAUGGAGAGUUUGGAUUCGUUGCUUUGUGCAGAAGGUUCUGAAAGUCUGAAGAGUUUAUGUCUGAAACUUCUCCUUUGCUUAGUGACUGUGACAGACAACAUUAGCCAGAACACUAUCCUAGAGUAUGUAAUGAUCAACAGCAUAUUUGAAGCAAUUUUACAGAUACUCUCUCACCCCCCAAGUCGCAGGGAGCAUGGGUAUGAUGCUGUUGUCCUCUUGGCUUUGUUGGUGAACUAUAGAAAAUAUGAGUCUGUGAAUCCUUAUAUUGUGAAGUUGUCUAUUGUGGAUGAUGAGGCUACGCUCAAUGGAAUGGGGCUUGUGAUUGCUCAGGCUUUAUCUGAGUACAACAGGCAGUAUAAAGACAAGGAAGAAGAACACCAGAGUGGUUUUUUCUCUGCUUUAACAAAUAUGGUGGGCAGCAUGUUCAUAGCAGAUGCCCAUGAGAAAAUCUCAGUACAAACCAAUGAGGCCAUCCUUCUGGCACUUUAUGAAGCUGUUCAUUUAAAUCGUAACUUCAUCACAGUGUUAGCCCAGCAAAGCUGCCUUGCUAAAGAAAAGGCUAUCUGUGGUGAGUUGCAUCAUACUUUUAGGCUUAUCCCUGUUUUUCUCUGUUACAGACGCUGCAUUCAGGUAGUACAUAAACUACUUUGCUACCAGAAGAAGUGUAGAGUACGCCUGCAUUACACCUGGCGGGAACUCUGGUCAGCCUUGAUAAAUUUGCUGAAGUUCCUUAUGUCAAAUGAGACUGUACUUCUGGCCAAACACAACAUUUUUACAUUAGCCCUUAUGAUUGUGAACCUAUUUAAUAUGUUUAUCACAUAUGGCGACACAUUCCUGCCCACUCCCAGCAGCUAUGAUGAACUCUACUAUGAGAUUAUCCGCAUGCACCAGAGCUUUGACAACCUCUACUCUAUGGUCCUGAGGCUUUCUACCAAUGCAGGCCAGUGGAAAGAAGCAGCUAGCAAGGUGACCCAUGCAUUAGUUAAUAUCAGAGCCAUCAUCAAUCACUUUAACCCCAAAAUUGAAUCCUAUGCUGCUGUGAAUCACAUAUCCCAACUGUCAGAGGAGCAGGUGCUCGAGGUAGUACGAGCCAACUAUGACACGCUCACACUGAAGCUGCAGGAUGGCCUGGACCAGCAUGAGCGCUACUCGGAGCAGCACAAGGAAGCUGCCUUCUUCAAAGAGCUGGUUCGAUCCAUUAGCACCAACGUCCGGAGAAACCUGGCCUUCCACACACUCAGCCAGGAAGUCCUGCUCAAGGAGUUCUCCACUAUCUCCUGAGGCCACGCAUAUCUGAGCAGCUGCUGACUGCCCUUACCCAUGAGGCUCCUGGGCUGCAGGGGGACUGAGGGGAGAGGGGCUGUCCCCAAGGUUGGAGAAUAACACAGAUACCGAGUUCUCUCGGUGAAGGCCGUGCUUCAGUGGAGCUUGGACAGCAGGGCCAGGAGGGGCAAACCAGGGAUAAUCUUAUUUGGGGAGGGUUUGGGUGGGCACAGGGAGAAGCCUUCAAGAAUAUGGGGACUUCCAGUAUGGGCUCCCUGGAUACCCCCUCACAUUUCCAAUUGAGAUUACAAAUUGUGGCUGCUGACUAAUUUUCAGGGGCUGUUGGGGGAAGUCUUAGAAUGAUGCCAACAUCCUGAGAGUCAGUGGUUCUCCAAGACUUCUGAAAACAGACUCUCAAAUGUAGAUGGAGCCAGUUCUGCUUUCUUUGGGCCUGGGGCUGAGCUGGGCUUGAAAUCUGUGUCCCCUGCCCCUGCAGGCACUCUGUCCAGUCGUUAGGACCCUUAGCUCAGCUUAAGGUAGGGUAGGAAUGGAGGACCUUUUUUCUACUUUCUAAAUCUGGGAGACUGGAGAUUAGAAUCUGCCCAAUGCCCUGCUGUCCGGCCACCAAUUUCUGGAUUUGAUUCUUGGCACCAGGAGUACCUGUUAGCUUCCCCUGCCUUCCAACCCAUUGAUUGGUCAGCACUAUAGGGUCACAACGUUAGCUUCUAAUUUUCAGUCUGGUUUAAACUGUCUUUAGGGUGUGUGUGUGAAAUAAACAUUGACAGGUUUUCUGGAGCCCUCAGGUGCCUACUUUGCUGGUUCCCUUUCCAGCAGCCUCCCCACCUUCCCAAUCACCUUCUCCUCUGGGAGCCUCUCCUGCCUCUGCUGAGCUCCCCUCCACUGUUCCGCCCCCUCACCCGGCUGUUGUUUACAGCCAGCCUGCCUAAGAAUUUCCUCUGGGCAGGAAUCUGUUCCUGCUGUGGUCUGGUGCCUGGAAGGGAGAGAACCUGCUGGGGGCAGGGUGCCCUCCAUCUGAAAGGGGCCAGGUGAGCAUCAUGGAGAGGCCAUUCUGUCUGCCCAUAUUCAGGGUGGGGUCACAGGCGAGUCUUCUGGCCUUUGGGAAGUUGGCCCAUGAUUCCUCCUCUGGACAGCCUCCAUUGGACUACUGUAGGCUUUCCCUACCCCUUGGCUGCUUUCAAAGUAGCUGCUCUGAGAUUCCCCCCUUCUAAAGCACUUUCUAAAGCCCUUAGGCUGGCAGGGAACAAGCAGCACAAGAAGACUCUGGGAGUAAGUGCAGGAAACCAGCAGUGAGAGCAGGUCUGGGACCUCCCUGACUGCUAUUCCUACUUAGCUUCAAAUCGCUUUAGGAUACUUGCCUUCCCUGGGAACCGGAGUUGUGGCUCCAACAUGGAGCAGAUAUGCACGAGUUCCAGAGAACCCACCAGCACGCUGCCGUACAUAGACGCAGAUUUCUGAGAGAUCAGGGGCUGAGUCAUCUGAUCGCUAGAUGGCGUAGCUCAGCCUGGGGCAUAUAGUGUUCUCCACAGUUAUAAACCCCGGAGGAGCUGGAGCUGGAAGCUGGUGGCAAGUUGAAGUUAUUAAAAAUUGAUUUGUAUGGUA
Leptonychotes weddellii (Weddell seal) is the source of this 3006-nucleotide messenger RNA. The record is from RefSeq and is a predicted model, not a curated record. NCBI's taxonomy places the organism in Eukaryota, Metazoa, Chordata, Mammalia, Carnivora, Phocidae.